Molecule: messenger RNA, 996 nt
Organism: Hyaena hyaena (striped hyena)
Lineage: Eukaryota; Metazoa; Chordata; Mammalia; Carnivora; Hyaenidae
Product: olfactory receptor 1J4-like
Biological process (GO): G protein-coupled receptor signaling pathway
Cellular component (GO): membrane
Molecular function (GO): olfactory receptor activity; G protein-coupled receptor activity
Source: RefSeq, a predicted model, not a curated record
AUGAUAACCACCAUAUCUCAGUCUCUGAUUUCUAUCUCCAGGAGACAUAAGAACAACAUGAGGAGGGAGAACCAGAGCAGUGUGUCUGAGUUCCUCCUCCUGGGGCUCCCCAUCCCGCCAGAGCAGCAGGGCGUGUUCUUCACCCUGUUCCUGGGCAUGUACCUGACCACGGUGCUGGGGAACCUGCUCAUCAUCCUGCUCAUCAGGCUGGACUCUCGCCUCCACACCCCCAUGUACUUCUUCCUCAGCCACCUGGCCUUCUCUGAUAUCUCUUUCUCGUCUGUCUCUGUCCCAAAGAUGCUGAUGAACAUGCAGACUCAGCACUUAUCCAUCCCCUAUGUGGCAUGCAUUUCCCAGAUGUAUUUUUUCAUACUUUUCGUCUGUCUGGACAAUUUCCUUCUUGCAGUGAUGGCAUAUGACAGGUAUGUGGCCAUCUGUCAGCCGCUCCACUACACCACUGUCAUGAAGGAGGAGCUGUGUGUCUUACUGGUGGCUGGAUCCUGGUUCUUCUCGUGUGCCCAUGCCUUAUUGCAUACUCUCCUUCUAUCCCGCCUGUCCUUCUGUGCUGACAAUACCAUCCCUCAUUUCUUUUGUGAUCUCACCGCCCUUUUGAAGUUGACCUGCUCAGACAUCUCCCUCAAUGAGCUAGUUAUCUUCACUGAGGGGGGAGUGUUUGCUUUCCUGCCAUUGUGUGCUAUUUUGGGCUCUUAUAUUCGCAUUGGGGCCACCAUCCUAAUGGUUCCAUCCAUCAAGAGGAUCUGUAAAGCCUUGUCCACCUGUGGCUCCCACCUCCUUGUGGUGUUUUUGUACUAUGGGACUCUUGCAAUGAUUUACUUCAUUCCUUCAUCAAACAAUUCCAAAGUCAAAGACAUAAUUGCUUCAGUUAUAUAUACAGUGGUGACACCCAUGUUAAACCCCUUUAUCUAUAGCCUGAGGAACAGGGACAUUAAAUUGGCUCUGGGAACACUUUAUAGGAGGAAAAUUAUUUUUUUCUAA